CGAACCUUUGAUCCCCCUCUGUACGGGUCAGGUGGCCAGCAUCGCAUCGCUGGCUGCUACCGAACUUACGUCUUGUCCCUCGUCUUCCUCUUCCUUCCCUCCCUGCCUGUGGCGUGCGUCCAGAUGGAAGACGAGCUUUCCUCCUCCAGUCAGACUGGCUACGUCCUUCCUCCCCUCUCACAAGGCCAAUAUCCUUCCCAGGGCUAUCGCUCAGCUGAGCCCUUCCUUCCAUCUUCCUCACCUUCAAAUCCUCACAAAGACCACGAUCAUCUAAAGUCUCCCGUGACGCCCCCCUCUUCGCCGCCGUUGAGAACGCAUACGCGCUAUCGCACGACAUCGGCCAAUGACCCAUUCUCAGCUGCUGCUAAGGCCGGACUCAAUCAGCAUCCAUCCUUCGGCAAAGAAUAUCCGCACGUCAAGCAUCCCGGCAGAGGCAAGAGAAGUCUUCCUCCUAGCCCUAGUGUCCUCGAGGGCUCCGCAAUCGUGACUGGCUCGGUAGCUGGUUCGCUUGAUCCCUCCUCCUCGCAGUCUACCUCGGCAUCGUCAUGGCGUUCUUCACAAGCCGUCCACCGCAGAACUAUCGCAGGCUCUCGCGUCCGCAGAGGCAAAGAUGACCUCAGCAGCGAUAGCGGUACGGACGUUGCGCGUGAUCGAGCUUUGGCGAGGGCAUUCGAGUUCUCUGACGAUGCUCCUACCUCGGAUGAUCACUUAGAGGCCGUCCCCUGGGAACAGCCAAGCAGCGAUACGGACGGUGGCAUGGUCGGGCUGGGUCUAGGACCAAGCUUCCAGGAAGAAGGCUCUCCCUCAGCGGGUCGGCGCCGCCCAGAAUCAUAUGCUCCUGUCAGAAGCUCUGCGAAGCGGUCUGCCUUCUCGCGAUCCUCUUCCGUCAAUGACCCCUUUGGCGCUUUCGGCUCGACCCUCUUCCCUACUCAUGAUCAUCGUCCGAUAUCGAGUACCAACUCCCCCGGCAGUGGACAGCCUCUGACUCAAAGACGUCGCCUGGUAGGCACAUCGCCCAAGAAACUGACUGUGACCGGCCAAUCUGGCUGGGCAGGUGCGAUGAGUGAGAGUGAUGAGGAAGUCGAUACUCGCCAGUCAGCGAGGGACAGGAGGCUGAGUGCAAAGCCCAUGACAACGGCUCAGACCUGGCACAAGCUCGUUGAGCAGGUUUGGGAUUCAGGGGAUACCCGCAUAGACAUCAGCGACCGGCAACUAGACGCGAUUCAUCCCAUCGUCGCCGACCUAGCAAAGUAUGUCGCCAUCGAGCCUCCAAGGUCCUUUGAGCCCACGACGUCCACCUCUUCACUUCCAAGUCGCAUGCACCCUGCACAGGGGCAGAUCAGCUCUCGCACUCCCUUUGCAAGAACUUCCACGAGCGUUACUGGAGGCUCAGCAUGCACAUCACCUGCUGGGCCAUCUACACAGGGAAAGCUGCAGCUUUACCUUGCCAACAAUCACCUCACGAAGAUACCCUCUGCCCUCUUUGAGGUCGGCAACUUGCGCGUCCUAUCUCUGCGCAAAAACAGUCUGAGCGAGCUUCCUUGUGCCGUGGGACAAUUGCGAAACCUUAGAGAGCUCAAUGUUGCGAACAAUCAGCUGCGAUACCUGCCGGCGGAGAUCCAGAAGUUGAGUUUGGACGUCUUCUCCUACUUUCCCAACCCGUUCAUGAUGCCGCCCAAGGAUGUGAAGCUGGAAGUCAGGAGCGUCCACUGCAUCACCGGAAGCCUGAUGGCUUCAAUCUCUGCUGCUUCGGAAGACGCGAAGGAUAGGGAUGAAGAUCAAGUCGAUGAGCCUGCUCAAGACGACGGUGACAACAUGGAGGCAGAGUUUCUUGCAGCUCACCAGAGCGACCUCAAUACACCAGGCAACAUGCUCUCGUCCCAAUCGUCAAUGGGACCUCCCCCAUUACCGGUCAGAUUCACCCGAGGUCCAGCUGGGGUACUGCCACAACCUCUGACAGGCUCUGUGGCCUUGCCACGACGUAUCUUUGACCGUACGCGAUCAGAUGCUCAAGUGGAUGAGCUACUCGCUCGAGGUGGUGGAAGGAUGCUUGCACGGCCGGCCGGACCACAGGCGCCCUCCAAUCUAGGGACGAUGAUGGAGGUGUCGGCGCCCAACGGAGACGACAGCCUUAUGGAAGAGACGUCCGCACCGUCACCGAAAGCCACAGGUAUGCAGAUUCUGCGCUACUUGGGUCCACUCAAGGCGUCUGAACCCGCUGUACCUUCGCUUCAAGAAUUGUGCAUUCGAAGCAUCUUGUCUCCCUGCGAAGCAUCACGUCCCCCCUCGCCAGAGCCUUUGAAGACUUCUCAACCCGCAAUAGCAGAUGCGGCACCAUCGCUGGGUGGCUCUCGUCCAGUCGUCUGGACACGUGUGCCUUCGACGUCUUUGGCGUUCCAACAUCAGACUCAGCGACCAAUGACUCUCCUGGAGAGCUAUGAGAACGGAGUGCUUCGCGAGCUCGACACCGACUGCAGAUUGAAUGCAGCCACCAUCAGUCUGCUGGAAGCAGCCAGAAGAAGCAUCGAGGGCAAAUGGGGCAGUGGCAGUGGUGCUGCGACCUCAUCAAGAGGGACCAGGGCGGGAGAGCAGGACAGUUGGUGCAAAGGCGUUGCCGGAAAGACUAGCGAUGAUGAGGAAGCAGGUGCAACGAUGCGGAGUAAAGAGGAGGACGAUGCGGAUGCCUCCUCGCCGGGCUCGGACGAUGGCUUCGACCAGACGAUCGUCUCCCUCUCUCCUUCCUUGCAUCGCCGGGCUACCUCCACUGCCGCUAUGGGUACGCUGCCCCCACCUCAGGACAUCUCUACGAAGCUAGACUCGGAGGGGGACGAUGCCACGUGCAACCCGCACUUCAACCGCUGUCCAAAUCCGCUACAUCCACAAAGCCGGGCGCUAGCUGAACAGGCAGGCAUCCAUGCGGAUGUCCUGGCGGGCACUGCAAUGAACAUGGACUAUCCCCUUGCACCUUUGCUGGCGCCAUUCGCGCCCUUGUUCGCAAAGCCAUGUGAGGAGAGGGUAGAGUGGGUCAGUCAUAUUGGCGGUUUCAGGGUGCUGGGGGGUAAGGCAGACGUGGAGAAAUUGAAGGGCGUGAGUGCCCAGGACCACAACCUGCUGCCGCUGCUCUGGAGAGGUUGUUCACGUGGCUGUUUGGCCUUCCUGGAGGAGUAAAUGGCUGGACAGAGCCAGACAGGCAGCCAUUUGGUUGCGCUCGAAAUAUCACUUGUACAUUCACUCUGACCACCUUCGAUGUGCCUACUAUAGGGUUGACUCUCUG
Microstroma glucosiphilum is the source of this 3274-nucleotide messenger RNA. RefSeq lists its product as hypothetical. The transcript is spliced from 2 exons. The record is from RefSeq and is a predicted model, not a curated record. The coding region runs from base 124 to 3168 and encodes 1014 amino acids. Gene Ontology annotation, molecular function: protein binding. Lineage: Eukaryota; Fungi; Basidiomycota; Exobasidiomycetes; Microstromatales; Microstromataceae.